Messenger RNA from Paramuricea clavata, 209 nucleotides. NCBI's taxonomy places the organism in Eukaryota, Metazoa, Cnidaria, Anthozoa, Malacalcyonacea, Plexauridae. The record is from the annotation of a GenBank genome assembly.
AUGGCCAUAGUAAUUCUAUACAAUGAGUGUCGAAUUUAUACCAUGACAUGCGAAGCGAAAAAAGCUGUUGGUUUGGCGAUUUUUUUACAAUGCCUCGAGCCAAUUGCUCAAUAUUUGGUUGUGGAACAAGCAGAAAGCAUGUUGGGCUCGGAAUCUUUCGAAUUCCGUCUGGCAAAGACGAAUUAUCAACUAGAGCUCGAGAGGCUUGG